ACAAGUGCACCAGGACUGCAGUUUCUCGCUGCAGCUUUUUGAAAGUUUGAUCGAUACGACUUAUCGAAAUAACAAGAGAAUGAUCGGUACAGUGGCCAGGAGCACGAGGCUGAAUUUGUUUUCCUCUCGCUUGAAGAGUCAAAGAUUUGUGACAAUAUCGUUAUUCAAGACUGACAGCUGCCUUCCAGUGCAAUCCAGAGGUUAUGUUUAUUUGACACGCGAUGAAAAUGUUGUUUUGAAAAGCUUUACUCAAAAACAAAGGUCAUUUUUGGGAGAAAAAUUACUGCAACUUGAUUCCAAAAGACAUUCGUCCUCGGAACAGGAACUUGUGUCUAUGAAUUUCGAAAAAAUUUCCAAUGAAACUUUAGAAUCUUUAUCAGAGUAUUUUGAUGAACUUAUUGAAGAUGCAAGUCACUUACAGGAUGCAGAUGUAUGCUAUGGGGAUGGUGUUUUAACUGUAAAAUUUGGCAAAGAAUAUGGUACAUAUGUUAUCAAUAGACAAGUGCCAAACUUACAAAUCUGGCUAUCUUCACCAAAAUCUGGUCCUAAAAGAUAUGAUUUCAUAGAUGGAACUUGGAUAUACAAACAUGAUGGGAAAUCUAUGCAUGAAUUAUUAAGUGAAGAAAUUCCAGAUAUUGUCAAGGGUCCUGUUGCAUUUGAUAAUUGCUCUUACAGUACCAGAGAAAAAUGACUAGUUUAAAUUCUGCUCAUAAGACUUCGAUUUUGUACAUAAUAAAAUGAGGAAAAAUUUUGUUAAUCAAGAAUCACGUAUCUGCAAAUGCGGCAGGCAAGCUACGGUGAUACACUUCUCUAUGGUGCAUUAAAAUUGAUUGAGAGUACUUUAUAUUUAUGUAAAUAAUAAUUGUAAAUAG
Trichogramma pretiosum is the source of this 872-nucleotide messenger RNA. It is a transcript of the gene fh, whose product is annotated as frataxin homolog, mitochondrial. Gene Ontology annotation, molecular function: 2 iron, 2 sulfur cluster binding; ferrous iron binding; iron chaperone activity. Bases 80 to 691 code for a protein of 203 amino acids. Gene Ontology annotation, biological process: iron incorporation into metallo-sulfur cluster; intracellular iron ion homeostasis. The transcript has 3 exons. Gene Ontology annotation, cellular component: mitochondrion. The record is from RefSeq and is a predicted model, not a curated record. NCBI's taxonomy places the organism in Eukaryota, Metazoa, Arthropoda, Insecta, Hymenoptera, Trichogrammatidae.